Messenger RNA from Mirounga angustirostris (Northern elephant seal), 1026 nucleotides. RefSeq names its product C-X-C motif chemokine receptor 6 (gene CXCR6). NCBI's taxonomy places the organism in Eukaryota, Metazoa, Chordata, Mammalia, Carnivora, Phocidae. The coding region runs from base 1 to 1026 and encodes 341 amino acids. Gene Ontology annotation, molecular function: C-C chemokine binding; C-C chemokine receptor activity; C-X-C chemokine receptor activity. Gene Ontology annotation, cellular component: membrane; external side of plasma membrane. Gene Ontology annotation, biological process: inflammatory response; immune response; G protein-coupled receptor signaling pathway. The transcript has a single exon. The record is from RefSeq and is a predicted model, not a curated record.
AUGGAGGAGAACGAAUAUGUCGACCUCGGGUUCUUCAACACUUCCAGUGACGGCAGCCAGGGGCAUAAACGCUUCCUAGAGUUCCGCAAGUUCUUUCUGCCCUCCGUGUACCUGGUGGUGUUCAUCUGUGGCCUGCUGGGUAACUCGCUGGUGCUGGUCGUAUACAUCUCCUACCAGAAGCUGAAGAGCCUGACAGAUGUGUUCCUGAUGAAUCUGCCCUUGGCUGACCUGGUGUUUGUCUGCACUCUGCCCUUCUGGGCCUACGCAAGCAUCCACGAGUGGGUCUUUGGCAAGGUCGUGUGUAAAACCCUGCUGGGCAUCUACACUCUGAACUUCUACACAUCCAUGCUCAUUCUCACCUGCAUCACCAUGGACCGCUUCACUGCAGUGGUUCGGGCCACCAAGGCCUACAACCAGCAGGCCAGGCGGAUGGCCUGGGGCAAGGCCAUCUGCUUGCUCAUCUGGGUGAUCUCCCUGCUGGUUUCCCUGCCACAGAUCAUCUACGGCAACGUCCAUUAUCUCGACAGGCUUGUCUGUGGUUAUCACAAUGAGGAGAUUUCCACUGUAGUUCUUGCUACCCAGAUGACACUGGGGUUCUUCCUGCCACUGCUCACCAUGAUGGUGUGCUACUCCGUCAUCAUCAAGACCCUGCUUCACGCCCGAGGCUUCCAGAAGCACAAGUCUCUGAAGAUCAUCUUCCUGGUGGUGGCUGUGUUCCUGCUGACCCAGACGCCCUUCAACCUUGUGAAGCUCAUCCACAGCACGAGCUGGGAGUACGCCACCAUGACCAGCUUCCACUAUGCUGUCAUUGUUACAGAGGCCAUUGCCUACCUGCGGGCCUGCCUUAAUCCUGUGCUCUAUGCCUUUGUUGGCUUGAAGUUCCGGAGGAACUUCUGGAAACUCAUGAAGGACACUGGCUGCCUCCCUUACCUGGGGGUCUCGACUCAAUGGAAGUCUUCCGAGGAUGCUUCCAAGACCUGUUCUGCCUGUCACAACGUGGAGGCCACCAGCAUGUUCCAGCUGUAG